UUUGACGACCCAGCCGUUUCUUUAUUCAACAAUCGUUGCCGCAAACAAAUCAUACAGUCAAAAACGAUAUCAUUUUUUUACGAUUUUCACCAUAUAAAGUCAACGUGGAGGGUGCAGUGUGAUGAUGGGUAUUUUUGUGCUGGUGCUGCUUUCGAUGAUUUUGUCAACGGGAUUCUGUCAAGUGCCUGCAGGAAGCAUUAGAUUAUCUGGCUAUAACCAUAACUUAUACGAGGGACGUGUAGAAUUAUUUUAUAAUGGCUCCUGGGGUACAAUUUGUAGUCGUUUUUUUUCGGAGUUUGAAGCUCGGGUAGUAUGCAGACAACUUGGAAUAAGAAAUGAGGUAGACGUCGCAAAGUCAGUGGCUGUUAUGGAUGGUCGAUAUGGUCAGGGCGUAGAUAUUGCAAUAAUUGAUGACAUAAGAUGUCUGGGAAAUGAACUGUCAGUUUUACAAUGCCAGCUGGCGUUCUGUAUUAAUGUACCAUGCACUCACAGCACCGAUGUGGGCGUCAUCUGUCAUCCACCAUCAACUGUUACUUAUCGGCCACCCACUACCAUUCCGUGGUUUACGCCAGUAAGAGGAACAGUAGCUCCAGUAACUCCAGUACAAACAAUACAACCCCAAACUCCGCCAAUAAUCAUAACUGGAAAAUAUACAUAUAAUUACGGAAUAUGCGCGAACGCUGGACGUUUGGUUCGGUUGGUUCAGGAUACGUCAGUUGUAUGUUGUGACUCAGGAGUGGUCCAAAUUUUUAUAAACAACCAAUGGGUAGGCGUGUGCGACGAUUUCUGGGAAAGAGUAGAUGCCCAAGUUAUUUGCCGCUACCUUUGCUAUGAACCGUCUCAGUCGUUGGCCGGAAGUGAGAAUUUUAACAUUGACUACAUUUUGGAGCCAAUGAUGGUUACAAAUAUGACCUGCACCGGAAGCGAGGCAAGUCCUUUUAAUUGCCGGUACAGCGUCAGACAAAACAGUUGUGGUCGGAAUGAAAUGGCCAUGGUCUCGUGCGGACAACUGCAAGUUACAAACAUCAUUCAACCACCUGAUCUGAUAUGUAAAGAUAAUAUGAUCAUAGCAAAUUUCACGUCGUCAUGGGCAGGUUUUGUGGCGCAUAGCGCAGUGUCUAUUGUUCAGCAGUCAGGCUCUGUGUGCGCGGUCAACCAUCAGGACUACGGCUCACAUAUUACCUUCGGUAUACCAUUUGAUCAGUGCGGAACUAGGAGAACAUACAACAGGACACAUAUAAUCUAUGAGAAUGCUAUUCUAUAUGUACCAUCACCGACCGGAUUGAUAACUAGAGUGAAGACAUACAUUAUAUAUGUGAAAUGUGAAAUGGACCGUACGUACUAUGUAGAGAAGACAUACAUUCCAACCAAUGUUAAUAUCAGUGUAGCUGCACCCGGAAACUAUACCGUUAUAAUGGCGUUUUUCAUUGACAACUUUAUCACACAGAUUACGCAAUAUCCGGUGAAGAUUCCAGUCGGUAACUGGCUAAAUGUACAGAUAUCACUCAUUACUUACGAGAUCAAUCUGCUCCUCAUAGUAACCACGUGCUAUGCCACGCCUUCAUCCAACAGAUUCGACCCCAUUAAAUACGAAUUAUUCACCGACAAGUGCAUUAUUGACGAGACGGUUUGCUUCUUCCCCAUCAGCGCUUACAUUUUCGGAUUCCGUUUCCAGACAUUCAAAUUUAUCCAGUACAGCGAAGUACAUAUACAUUGCGAGGCAUACGUCUGUCCGAUAGAGGAUAGGAGUCCGGAAUGUGAUCGCAGUUGCCAUCAACAAGGGCACGUGCAACAAGGACAAAUUGGAAAAAGAAAAAGAAGAAGUGCAAAUCGUAAACUAAUGUAUAUCACGAGUAAGGCAAUUCUGAUGUACGACCCAGUGGGAGAUGAAGAUGCCAUACACAAUAUAGAUAUAGAUCCAACGAGGACUGUCUACACAAGUAACUUCUCAACAAUAUCUCCAGUUACAACUACACCAAGCAAAAUAGCUGACAGCGUUCUUGUUGCAUCCGGUGAUGCAUCGAAAGGAGGUAACAAAGACAGAGGCGGCAGCAAACAUCGUGGAACAACCGCCAUGCCUAUCCAUACAAAUACCACCAAGGGCGUACAUGAAAAGAUCACAACCAAAGCGGUUAUUGAAGGAGAUGUUAAUCAAGAGAAAGAGGAACAUAUUGACGAAUCACAUGCAGCUAACACAAAUGAAGAGGUGGAGCAAAAUGCUGAUCAUAAAGCUGCAGAACCAACUGUACAAGCCAAUUUGUUACAUGACUCCGUCGAUAAGGUUGCCGAGGAAAGGCUUGGCACAGCAACCGCUAGUGUGAAAGAACUGACAGAAAAGGAACUUGAUGAGAUAUUAAAGUCAACAAAGUCUUGGAGUGAAUCUGUAGAUAUAAGUAGGAAACCUGAACAACCAGUAUUUCAAAAAUUGGUCGGAAGUUCUGCUAGCAGACUGCAUCUGCCAAAAGCUGUUGUUGUCUUCAUUAUAGCAGCAUUCCUUCUCCUUUAGGUGUUAUACAGGGAGAACUUUACGACAUUUACUUUUUAAAUAAGUUUUUGCUUUGCUAAUGUCAGUUUGUUUGUCCAUUUUAAUAUUUAAGGAAAUAUUCUAUCACAAUCAUUUAAUAAUGCCGACAUCAAAACUCUAUUUUUAUUUAAGUCUAUCUCUUUUUCUCUGUCGAAAACAAGUUAUGUAUUGCCUCUGGAAUAAACAGUUGGGACUUUUAUACAAUCAAUAAGGACUAAAUUAUGGACAAACUUGUGUGUUACAUUAUAUUCUGUGAUUGUUGUUUUAAUACAAUGUGUACUCAAGAGCGCCAUGUGAUAUCACUCAUUAUGUAAGGUUUUUGUUUCAUUGACAUUUUUUUUCUAUACAUACAUAUAUAUUUUACAUAUAAAUUUAUAAUUAUAAUCUACAACAAAGUCAAACGACAGCAAUAUUUUCUCCGUCCAAAUAUUUAUUCAAGAAAUAAACAAUUUUAAAAUGC
This is a messenger RNA of Ruditapes philippinarum (Manila clam), 2984 nucleotides long. RefSeq names its product deleted in malignant brain tumors 1 protein-like. Gene Ontology annotation, cellular component: membrane. The coding region runs from base 122 to 2506 and encodes 794 amino acids. The transcript has 11 exons. NCBI's taxonomy places the organism in Eukaryota, Metazoa, Mollusca, Bivalvia, Venerida, Veneridae. The record is from RefSeq and is a predicted model, not a curated record.